AUGUGGAACUCGCGACGAGUGGGAAUCCUCGGCGGCGGCCAGCUGGGUCGCAUGCUGGUGGAGUCGGCGAAUCGAUUGAACAUCCAGGUCAACAUUUUGGAUGCUGAGAAUGCUCCGGCGAAGCAGAUCAGUGCCCACGACGGCCAUGUCGAGGGCUCGUUCAAGGAACCAGACGCGGUGCGGCAACUUGCGAAGACGUGUGACGUUGUCACGGCCGAGAUCGAACAUGUCGACACCUAUGCCCUCGAGGAAAUCGCGUCCGAGGUCCGGGUUGAGCCCAGCUGGCAAGCGAUCCGAAUCAUUCAGAACAAGUUCAACCAGAAGGAGCAUUUGUCCAAGUAUGGGAUCCCCAUGGCGGAGCAUCGCGAGUUGGUCAAGAACACUCCCGAAGAAUUGGCUGCUGUCGCCGACCAGCUGGGAUAUCCCCUGAUGCUGAAGUCCAAGACAAUGGCGUACGAUGGUCGGGGAAAUUAUCGUGUGAACAGCAAGGAAGAUAUUCCUGCUGCGUUGGAGGCGCUGAAGGAUCGACCUUUAUACGCGGAGAAAUGGGCAUACUUCAAGAUGGAGCUGGCAGUUAUGGUUGUUAAGACCAAGGACGACGUUCUCUCUUAUCCUACCGUCGAGACCGUCCAGGAGGACUCAAUCUGCAAAUUGGUCUAUGCCCCCGCCAGAAACGUCCCCGAGGCGAUCAACCAAAAGGCCCAGGAACUGGCCCGCCAGGCCGUGGCGGCCUUUGACGGCAAGGGUGUUUUCGGUGUCGAGAUGUUCCUUCUCGAAGACGACAGCCUGAUUCUCUGCGAGAUCGCCAGCAGAAUCCAUAACUCUGGCCAUUACACCAUCGAAGGCUGCCCGCUCUCCCAGUUCGAUACCCAUAUCCGCGCCAUCCUUGACCUCCCCAUCCCUCCCAAAAGCCUCGAGCUCCGUCAGCCCUCUAUCAUGCUAAACAUAAUCGGCGGGGCCACCCCGGACUCGCACUUGAAGGCCGCUGAGCACGCUCUUUCGAUCCCCAACGCGAGCAUUCAUCUCUACAGCAAAGGUGCGGCCAAGCCCGGCCGCAAAAUGGGUCACAUCACUGUGACCGCACCGACCAUGCACGAGGCCGAAACGAUGAUUCAACCACUGAUCGACGUCGUUGAUGACAUCCGCGCUCAGCGUACCGACAUUAAGACCCAGCCGCAGAAAUCGGGCCCCUCGAAGCCUGCCCCGACCGUCGGAGUCAUCAUGGGAUCCGACAGCGAUCUCAAAACCCUGGUCCCCGGGUUGAAGCUCCUGCGCGACUACUUUGGCAUCGAACCCGAGGUGGACAUCACCUCCGCCCACCGCACCCCUAACUACAUGGCCGAAUACGCCGCCAGCGCUGCGUCCCGCGGCAUCAAGGUCAUCAUCGCCGCCGCCGGUGGUGCGGCGCAUCUCCCCGGCAUGGCCGCUGCGCACACUGCACUGCCCGUGAUCGGUGUCCCCGUCAAGGGCAGUGCCUUGGACGGAGUGGACAGCCUGUACAGUAUCGUUCAGAUGCCUAGAGGUGUUCCCGUCGCUACGGUAGGAAUCAACAACAGCGUCAACGCGGCCCUUCUUGCCGCCCGCAUUCUGGGUGCUUUUGAACCCGCUAUCCAGAGAAAGGUGGAAGCGUACGCUGAGAGCGCCCGCGUGGAGAACCUCAACCUCAAGGGGAUCAAGAUGCGGGAGCUUGGAUGGGAAAAAUACUUUGAGCAGAUGUGAGAGUCACAUUGUAUCUUGGAAGUUUAGAUUAUCUAGAAUUAUAUAAAAAUUUUUAACGCCG
Molecule: messenger RNA, 1780 nt
Organism: Penicilliopsis zonata CBS 506.65
Lineage: Eukaryota; Fungi; Ascomycota; Eurotiomycetes; Eurotiales; Aspergillaceae
Exons: 4
Coding region: 1-1719 (572 amino acids)
Biological process (GO): 'de novo' IMP biosynthetic process
Molecular function (GO): phosphoribosylaminoimidazole carboxylase activity; ATP binding; metal ion binding
Source: RefSeq, a predicted model, not a curated record